AUAACCGUUAUGUAUGAUGGCAGCAGCGACUAAACCUUUCAUUAUCCAACAGAAUAUACAAUUUGCGUUUCGUUUUGCAAUAUUAUAGAGUUUAGGAAGACACGAAAAGUCAAAAUUGUUUGUUCUGAUUAUAUAUAAUGACAUACGCGAGAGAAUUGCAUGUUUCUACUAUUUUCUACAACUAUUCUAAACUAUUGUUCCUUUUAUUUUAAAUAUAAGUGCUGUUAUUCCAUAAUGUAUAAGAGCAGACUUCUGUAUGGUUAGAUUGCAAGUAUUUAAACCCAACUUGUCUCUAGUCUACUCUACUGACUACCGCACGAUAGUAACAUCUGCGGGCUUGAACACGCUCAGCUCAGCUCACCGCACCUGUAUGACUGCUGCUGUCUCACAGCCGAAUCACCAAUGUUGUAUGCGGAAUGAUAUCACUGUCAACAGUGAAAGUGGAAACAUUUUGUGAUGCCUGGGGUUGUUGUUGUUUGUUUUUACUUUACAGAUAUUUGCAUGUUGUAUGCUUACAGGAACAACCCGUGUCUUUACGACGUUUUAAACAGUGUUCGCUCUCUAGUGUCAUUGGAAAGAAGGACGAUUUUGUGGGCGCUUAUUGUGCACUAUUUUAUGGCGCGAAUGUAUCAGCGUUGAUUGCAAUAGUUGUUCGGCUCGGGCCAUCUUUGGGUGUCCUCAGCAGCCGCUGUUAACACCCAUCAGUAAAUGCAUGUUACAUCAAUUUAAAAGGCCUAAUAAAAAGCAUUGAUGCUUCCUGGCAGUUAUAGCCUACGGUGAAAAUAGACGGGGUUAAUACUCGAAAGUAGAAGAUUGCAUCACAAAAGGGUUUGUUUUAUUUUGGGAUAUUACAUUUUAGUGAAUUAAGUUGCAAAGAAAAACGAGACUGGAACCAACAUGGAUGAGGAAUAUGAUGUGAUCGUUCUAGGAACUGGACUUACGGAGUGCAUCCUCUCUGGGAUCAUGUCUGUGAAUGGGAAGAAGGUGCUGCACAUGGACAGAAACCCAUACUACGGAGGAGAGAGCUCCUCCAUCACUCCUCUGGAGGAGCUGUACAAACGCUUCGACCUACCAGACAGCCCCCCAGACUCUAUGGGGAGAGGAAGGGAUUGGAACGUGGAUCUGAUCCCUAAAUUUCUAAUGGCAAAUGGCCAGCUUGUCAAGAUGCUGCUCUAUACAGAAGUGACCAGAUAUCUGGAUUUCAAAGUGGUGGAGGGGAGUUUUGUGUAUAAGGGGGGGAAGAUCUAUAAAGUCCCCUCAACUGAAGCGGAGGCACUCGCUUCAAACCUUAUGGGAAUGUUUGAGAAGAGAAGGUUCCGGAAGUUCCUGGUCUUUGUGGCCAACUUUGAUGAGAACGACCCCAAAACCUUUGAAGGGGUUGAUCCCAAAAGCACCACAAUGGGGGAGGUGUACAAAAAGUUUGACCUGGGCCAGGAUGUCAUGGACUUCACGGGACACGCCCUGGCUCUCUAUAGAACUGAUGAUUACCUUGAGCAGCCCUGCCUGGAGACCAUAAAUCGUAUCAAAUUGUAUAGUGAGUCUCUGGCUCGUUAUGGGAAGAGUCCCUAUCUCUACCCACUCUACGGGCUGGGAGAACUUCCACAGGGCUUUGCCAGGUUAAGUGCAAUCUAUGGAGGGACCUACAUGCUGAACAAACCGGUGGAGGAGAUUGUGAUGGAAGGCGGGCACGUGGUGGGGGUCAAGUCCGAGGGAGAGGUGGCACGCUGCAAACAGCUCAUCUGUGACCCCAGCUACAUCCCAGAACGUGUCCAGAAGGUGGGCCAGGUGAUCCGCGUCAUCUGCAUCCUCAGCCAUCCCAUCGAGAACACCAACGAGGCCAACUCCUGCCAGAUCAUCAUCCCCCAGAACCAGGUCAACCGCUCCUCAGAUAUCUACGUGUGCAUGAUCUCGUACGCCCAUAACGUGGCGGCUCAGGGGAAGUACAUAGCCAUCGUCAGCACCACCGUGGAGACCGACUCCCCUGAGGCUGAAGUGGAGCCAGCACUGGACCUGCUCAAGCCUAUUGACCAGAAAUUUGUGGCCAUCAGUGAUCUGUAUGAGCCUACUGAUGAUGGAACCGAAAGCCAGAUCUUUGCCUCGGGGGCUUAUGACGCCACCACCCACUUUGAGACCACUUGCAACGACAUCAAGGACAUCUACAAGCGCAUGACAGGAACUGACUUUGACUUUGAGAAUAUGAAGCGUAAACAAAAUGAUGUGUUUGGCGAGGAUGAGCAGUAAGACAGGAGGGCCUGGAGUGGAGGUGGAGGGGGGGGGGGGGGGGGUGUCGAGGGUUCAAACUGGAUCGCCACAGAAGAUGUGGAGGUGGGGGAGGGGGGAGAGAUUCAGGUCAUUAUGAGAUUCCAUGAGGGCUGUGGUCCACUGGGUUGGAGUUCUGAUUGGAUGACGAGAUGGAAUGUUCUAGAAGGAUUAGUGAUAUCAGUCCCCCCCCCCCCCCCCCCCUCUUCCCUCAGGCACCUUUCAUCAGUCAGCUUGUCUCACACUUGUCUCACACACUGCACUCAUACAAUGGUUCAGCCGUUGGUCAUCACACUCUAUACAACCUCCGGUCUGCCACCGCUGCCCUCCUCCUGCCUCUGUGCGUGUGUGUGAGAGAGAGUGUGUGUGUGUGUGUGUGAGAAAGAGUUGUGCUUGUGCAGUCUCGAGGACUCUUUUGGUUCAUCACUGCUUUUAAAAACACGAUAUGCAAGUUUUCCCUUUCACUAGGUAUUUAAAUCGCUUCUUACUUGCUGGCCUUGCUUCACACUUGCAUUUAGCAUCAGUGUGUCUGUCAUCGCCGAACACAAACACACACUUCCUUUUUAAAUGUUUCCUGUGGAACUCUGUGGCCUCGGAAUUGUUCUCUAAACUCUUUCACAGCUCACCUCGGAGUAAUGGUAGUGAUAACUCGUUCCGUUUUGGAGCCAGAUGUAAUUGUUCUAAUCUGAAAGGCCUAGCUGCCACAUGUUAGGGAAGUGUCACUUCACCACUAUGUUGUCUCUCCUCAAUAAGUUUAUUUAUUUAAAUUAAACUAUUAAAAUAG
Messenger RNA from Alosa sapidissima (American shad), 3043 nucleotides. It is a transcript of the gene gdi1, whose product is annotated as GDP dissociation inhibitor 1. Gene Ontology annotation, molecular function: Rab GDP-dissociation inhibitor activity. The coding region runs from base 898 to 2241 and encodes 447 amino acids. Gene Ontology annotation, cellular component: cytoplasm. The transcript is spliced from 11 exons. Lineage: Eukaryota; Metazoa; Chordata; Actinopteri; Clupeiformes; Clupeidae. The record is from RefSeq and is a predicted model, not a curated record. Gene Ontology annotation, biological process: vesicle-mediated transport; small GTPase-mediated signal transduction; protein transport.